This is a messenger RNA of Laetiporus sulphureus 93-53, 1114 nucleotides long. RefSeq names its product PLC-like phosphodiesterase. The transcript is spliced from 9 exons. Gene Ontology annotation, molecular function: phosphoric diester hydrolase activity. NCBI's taxonomy places the organism in Eukaryota, Fungi, Basidiomycota, Agaricomycetes, Polyporales, Laetiporaceae. The record is from RefSeq and is a predicted model, not a curated record. Gene Ontology annotation, biological process: lipid metabolic process. The coding region runs from base 102 to 1034 and encodes 310 amino acids.
UCCGACGAGGGACCUUACCUGAUGGAUUUCGCCGACCCACAGUUGCUUGGUCAUUAUAAGGAGCACCUCACGCAGGUCGCUCAUUAGUUUCGCACAUACAUAUGGCAUCAAGAGCUUUGCCCGAGUGCUGGGGCCACCGCGGCGCUUCUGUGGCCUAUCCUGAAAAUACCCUCGCGAGUUUUGAGAAGGCGUUACGAGAUGGUGCUGAAGGUGUUGAGAGUGAUAUUCACGUAUCUCUAGACGAUGUUGUUCUGAUGUUCCACGAUCCAUUUCUGAAUCGGACAACGAACGGCAAAGGUUUCAUCAAGGGCCAGCGUUGGUACGGCCCCGACGGCAUGCAGCACCUGCGCACACUGAAGGAGCCCAAGCAGCCCAUCCCCACCUUCGCAGAGACAAUAGCCCUAUUCAUGCAGCCAGAGAACCGUCAUGCGAAGCUGCACGUCGACAUCAAGGCCUCCAAUGACCCCGAGAGGCUCUUCGAGCUCAUGCAUAAGACGAUCUCCUCCAUCCCGGAUUGGGAGACCGCGCUCGCGCCGCGCUUGUGGCUCGGCGUGUGGCACCCCAAGUUCAUCCCGCAUGCCACGCGCCUCUUGCCAUACUGCACGCUCGUGCACAUCGGGUUCAACUUGCACGUUUCGCGGACGUGCUUUUGGGAGAGCUGCGAUGUGUUCUCGGUGUACUUUGGCAUGCUCGCGUCCCGCGAUGGGCUCAGGUUCAGAGAGGAAUGCAAGAGGGCAGGAAAGAAGCUUAUCGUGUGGACGCUGAACCGGCCGGAAGAGAUGAUCGAGGCUGUCCGAUGGGACGUUGAUGUCCUCCUCACUGACGUGCCGCAUCUCUGGCACGAGUUGCACACCUCUCUAGACGCGGACUUCAACAAGACCGUCUCUCGGUAUAAUCGGACAUUCCUAUGGACGACAUGGCGCUACUAUGCUCCUGUCGUAUACUUCUGGGCGGCACUCGCAUACCUCUACCUCCAGUAUGUUGUUGGGCCGCUGCAGGGCAAGCCGCGCGGUAUUGCCGCAAGGACAAAUUAAGGUAGCGGAUAAGUUAUUUCUAUAUUGCUAGAUGCCAUAGAUGCGGUCACCGGCUCUGGGAUAUCUGUGUCGUCCAAUAA